Messenger RNA from Phymastichus coffea, 8324 nucleotides. RefSeq names its product host cell factor 1 (gene Hcf). The coding region runs from base 1795 to 6657 and encodes 1620 amino acids. The transcript has 7 exons. Lineage: Eukaryota; Metazoa; Arthropoda; Insecta; Hymenoptera; Eulophidae. Gene Ontology annotation, cellular component: histone methyltransferase complex. The record is from RefSeq and is a predicted model, not a curated record. Gene Ontology annotation, molecular function: protein binding; transcription coactivator activity. Gene Ontology annotation, biological process: regulation of DNA-templated transcription; chromatin remodeling.
AGUUUACUGUCUACCUCCCUAUAAGUACUCAGUGGUUUAAGAAGUGCAGAAGACGCAAAAUACGCAGUCUUGACGGUUUUAUACUUAGUUUUCAAACAUGCAAUUUCCAAAGUGGCGCUCAAAAUCCAACCAUCCAAUUACGUUCCAAUAUGACGAACGCGGAUAGAUCACCGCUCGAGUAGAAUCGUUUAGAUUUCAAUUGUUUUUCAGACAUCUGGAAUUGUUUUAAAUGAUUAGUUCGUGAAAUCAAAAAAAUAGAAAUUUAAGGAUUAACUUCCACGUUAACAAUCGCUAGCAUUUCAGCGUGAUAUCAGUUGUCACAUCACCGGCUAAUCAUAUGAUGCGUAACUCGAGUCAGAAUUUGAAUUUUGACUUUAGUUUGCAUUUACCUUGGAUGAUAGAAAUAUUCAAUAUAAGCUAUUUUCUCCGUUAAAUUAUUUUUUAUUAUUAGUUCAUUUUAUAAGCUGUCAAAAAAAUGUUAUUGCAAUAAUAAUUCAUACAUGUCAUUCACGAAGAAUUACUUUCCAUGUAAUAUUAUUUAUGCGUAAUAUUUUCAUAGUGGUUGUUUUAACUUAGAGUACAAUAAUUAACAUAUGUAUUACGUGGAUGCAUGGACAACGAGAACGCCUCUCUAACUGUGUUCGUAACUCACGGCCGACGCUCGUGCACAGCGCAGAGAGAGAGAAAGAGAGAGAGAGAGAGAGCGUGGCGCAGAAGAGCUGAAAAAACGAUUGUGCAAGUACAUUAUUCGAAAGCACCACAAGUAGAUGGUGGCUUGUUUCUUUGUGCAAGUGCAUUUAGCUUUCAGUUUAUAAAAAUUCAAUUUUGCUGUUGACAAUUAGGAAGAAAACUGGUGAUUUUGUGUGCGGCACGCCCGUAACCUGCUUCAUGAAUGCCGUUCUCGUCCACCUCGCUCAAGAUCUCGUAAAUUUUGGUGACUGCAUUCGCCUUGUCUGUUGUGUUCUCUACUUUGCAGAUCGCGCCGACGCGAAUUUGUCGCGUCAGCUUGGAUACAGCAUAGAGAUCAUGGUGGGGACGGACAAAUAACCUCGUAUAUACAUAUAUAUAAAUAUAUAUAUUGAAGACACGAUACAGAACGAGUCGGGACACGGUAGUUCGCAGUGACGGCGACAGCAACUGCCAUUGGUGUUUCUUAUCGAACGUGUGCAGCGCCACCAUACAUAAAUUCUGCUGCUUCUGCUACAACAGAAGCAGCCGGCAGCGGGUAUAGUGCAUGGUGCGACUGUUCGCCGCCAAGUGCUAAGCUAGAGAGCGCGCGCCACUUAACCUGUGCAUGGCAUCGUCUGAAUGUUAAGCAGCAUUCAGUGUAACUAUUUCGUUCGUUGUAAACCGAGUGGUGUUUGCUGGAGGUUAGGAUCAGUUUGUGAUGGCAGUAUAAAAGCCGAAUGUGAUUGCAAACCAAGUGCUUACGUAUUGUCAGAACAUCGUUCGUUUUGUUCUGUUCAGUUGUCCGUCCCUCUCUCAGCAGCUAGCGUUCCCCCUCCAUCUCAUUCCGACUCGCUCGAGUUUUUUUCCUACGAGGCCGCGCGCGCGAUCGUGCGUUGGGACUGUCGAUCAUUCUGUGUAGAAGAUCAUUUCAAAGCAAAUCGAAACUCGACGGAGAGUGAGCGAGAAAGAUAACGAGGGAGAGAGAGAGAGAGAUAGAGAGAGAGCGCGCGCGUGAGAGGGAUAGAGGUCGCAGAGUGAGUAAGGGCGAAAGCAGAGGGGACAUGGAAAGUGUCGCUGCUGAUGUGAUGUGAUUGCGAACGAGCGAGCGCACUGCUCCCAACCAUCAUGGCGGCUCCCGUGUUACAGUGGAAGAAAAUCUCAAAUCCGAGCGGGCCCCAGCCUCGACCUCGCCAUGGGCAUCGCGCAGUCGCCAUAAAGGACCUUAUGGUGGUCUUCGGCGGUGGUAACGAGGGCAUCGUCGACGAGCUGCAUGUUUACAAUACUGCUACCAAUCAAUGGUUUGUUCCCUCGACGAAGGGAGACAUCCCUCCCGGAUGCGCUGCUUAUGGAUUUGUCGUGGAUGGCACGCGUAUAUUAGUUUUUGGUGGCAUGGUAGAGUAUGGCAAGUACUCCAACGAGUUAUAUGAGUUGCAAGCCAGCAGAUGGGAAUGGAAGAGACUCAAGCCCAGACCACCCAAGCAGGAGCCUCCUCCAUGUCCAAGACUGGGACAUAGUUUCACUUUGAUUGGAAAUAAAGUCUUCCUGUUUGGAGGAUUGGCAAAUGACAGUGAUGAUCCGAAGAACAACAUACCUCGAUAUUUGAAUGACCUGUACAUAUUGGAGCUAUUGCCAAACGGAGCCACAGCCUGGGAAGUUCCUACAACUCAUGGUCAUGCUCCUCCUCCCAGGGAGUCACACACAGGAGUUGCGUAUACUGACAGAAGGACUGGGAAAUCAUGUCUGGUGAUUUAUGGUGGCAUGAGCGGCUGUCGUUUGGGGGAUUUGUGGUUUUUGGAUGUUGACAGCAUGACUUGGAACAAGCCUAUUGUGCAUGGACCUACUCCUUUGCCUCGCUCUCUGCACACAGCCACCUUGAUUGGGCACCGAAUGUAUGUAUUUGGUGGGUGGGUACCUCUUGUGGUUGAUGAUGUGAAAGUAGCCACCCACGAAAAAGAAUGGAAGUGUACCAGUACAUUGGCUUGCUUGAAUUUAGAAUCAAUGACCUGGGAGCAGUUGACUAUUGACACAGUCGAAGAAAACGUACCUCGGGCUCGUGCUGGUCACUGCUCGGUCGGCAUUCACAGCCGCCUGUACAUAUGGUCAGGUCGUGACGGUUACCGCAAAGCGUGGAACAACCAGGUGUGCUGCAAAGACCUCUGGUAUUUGGAAGUGAGUAAACCACCAGCACCCUCACGUGUACAGCUAAUCAAAGCGUCCACCCAGUCUCUGGAAGUCAGCUGGACGGCGACUCCUUCGGCCCAGUACUAUAUCUUGCAAAUUCAGAAGUUCGAUGUUCCUCCUACUGGUACCAUCGUCAGUUUCUCUGGAACUUCUUCAUCUGCAACGCCAGUUACCACCUCUGCCACUGGUUCUCAAGCUUUACCGAGUCUCGCCUCCAGCAAUGCGAAUGUUUCUCCGUCGAUGUCAAUAGCCUCAUCGGGUAGACCAGCAGCAGUGUCGGCGGCAACAGCAGCAGCAACUGCAGCCGCCCAAUCGGCAACGACACCGAUUCGCAUGCAAGCAAUCGGCCAAAAGAUGGCAAGUUCGCCUGCCGGCAGCAAGGUCGCAGUUGGCAGUUCCGUGGUUUCGCGUGCAACCAACGUUAUUAGGAUCCAGCAGCCCAAUGUUGUGUCUAGCGGCGGCAAUUUGGUGGUCUCUGCAGCUGCGACGACAAGUAGCACGCCCACGACAACACUCGCCGUUUCCAGUGGUACCACGACUACAAGCGUCGCGGCACAACCGACUGCGGCAAUGUCCGGCAUGGCCGCUUUGGCGGCCGCGGCUAUGACUCACAAAGUAACGAACAGCGUGCCCGUAGUGGCGGCACAGAGCGCUACCGCAGCAGCGACCGCCGGGACUCCGAUUAGGAUGAAAACCGUAACCGGACAGCAAAUUCGAUUCGCCGCACCAGGUGCCACCGUUCUGCGAGCUACCUCGCCACAGCAGGGCAAGCAGAUUAUCCUGCAGCAAAAACCUGGUCAGCUGGUACACCUGGUGAAGGCGGGCAGUGGCCAGCAGGUGGUGACCAUGCCUAAGAUGAACCUGAUACAGGGUAAAACCACGCUGCAGACCGGUGGGACUGUGGCGGGUAAGGCGGGUGCCACGCAGCAGCCAACCAUCCUGAGGCUGGUCAGUCCAAACGCGGUAGGUGGAGCCAAGGUGCUAACCACGGUUAAAGGCACCAAUUUGGUGGCCAUGAGCAAGGCUCAGAACAUCGCCGGCAAACAGACCAUUAUGCUGACUAAGCCCGGCGGCAACGGCAACCUCGUUGGCCGGCCGAAUCAAAUCAUUAUGGUGACUUCGGGUUCGGGUCUUCGCGCUGUGCAAGCCGUGACAACCUCACAGGCUGGUGCCGGCCAAGCUAGCAGUCUCGCCAGCACGCCUGUGAAUGUGGUACCGCUGUCAGCUGCGGCAGCCAACCACGUGGGCAAUCAACCAGGCGUUAAAAUGAUCGUGGUGUCGUCGAGCGCAAUGGCCGGCGGCACCGCCGGCAAGCCGCUCACUAUCACGAUGCCCGGCCAAGGCGGCAAGACCGUUACUAUUGCGACUAAGGCCGGCCAACAGAUUCUACAUAAGAACCAGCUGGUGGCCAUGCCACAAAUCCAGAAGGCCGCUGCUGCUGCUGGCGAGGCUACCGUUGGCGUGGGCAAGCCAGUCACGCUGCAGGUGCAGGGUGGCGGCAAGACUGUCACCCUCGUGCCGACGAGCAGCUCGAUCGUGGCUGGCUCACAGGCAGACGCGAUUGAUACCAGUAAAAUGCUCAUCGUUUCACCACAGAAGCAGCCAUCGGCUACGUUGGCGACUAGCUCGGACGGUCCUGCGACCACAGACGCGGCCUUGGCAGCCCUGGCUGCCGAAGCCGGACUCAUCGAUCCGCUACCAGAGCCUUCAGGUGGUCUGUCUUUUAUGAUGGCCUGUGACGAUGCUCAGGAGCCCAAAACCACCGUCUCUGCUGCUCAAGAAGGUUGCAAUGGUAGUCAGGAUCCAGCUAACACAGCCCUGACAACGGAGCCCAUACAAAUGGAUGGCGACGGCAACAUUGUCAUACCGCAGCUUGACGGCCCAGGAGAUCUAAUUUUCUCGGAGGAUGAGAGUGAAGCCGCGGCCGGAGAAGAGGAGCCGUCCACCGUAGCCGCUGAAACCGAAGCCGUAACUAACUCCAAUGCCCAAGAAGAAAUGGAGCAAGAUGUCGCUGCCAUCACCGGUGAGACCGGUGAAACUGAGCCGACGACGUCAACCACCACCGACGAGGUCAACAAGGAGGCCGAGCUUGCUGCUGAGUCGACGCCCACUCAAGAAUCCGAGGCGAUGAGCGUCGAGGACAUUUUGGCUGGCAAUGAAUCACCAACAUCCGAAGAUAAGCCGACAAGUACCGAGGUAGACGCUUCGGAGGCUAGCGCGAAAGACGCACCCACUGAAGAGAAAGCAGCAGAGAUAAUCGAAGCAACCGAAAAAACAGAUCUCCCCGUGAUCGAAGAGACACAAAAGAAAGAACAAGAGGAGACGCCCGACGCCCUACAAGAAGAAGAAAAGAGACAACAGGAACCUGCAGAAGCGUUAAAGGAUCAAACGGAGUCGAAAAAGGUCGCGGAAACGGAGAAACUGACGAUGGAAUCGACCGAAGAACCCCUCGUCGAGCCGCCGACUGCUAACCAGAUAUCUAGUGAGGAAACAUCUAGCUGUGCCGAGGCUCAAGCUGAGAAAUCUCAAGAGGUGGAGGAACCAGCCAGUGGAGCUCUAACGGUAACUGCGACUGAUCCUGCCGCACCAAAGGUUACUGAUGAACCCAUGAACGUUGAUGAGCCGGAACCAACGCCUGUCGAUACAACAACAGAGCCUACAAACCCUGAGCCAUCUGUCCCAGAGAUCAAAGAAGAAGACUUAUCGUCGAAAGAUGAGCCAAUGGAUGAGACUCCGGAAGUCGUCGGUGCUACAGCUCCAGACACGGCUGGUGGUCAGGCUAAAGCCACCACAGAGAUACUUCAACCCAAAGUUGAAACUACAAUUAAGGUUGAAGAGACGAGUACAGCCUCCAUCAAGCAGGAAAAACCCGACGAUUCAACAGGCGACGCUUCGAUAGCUCUGACUACACUCGCAACGGCUGCCUUGAGUUCGACUCAGUCGGCACAGGUAGCUGCGUCUGCUACUGCUACUGCAGCUGCAGCUACUACUACUACUGCAGUUGCUACUGCUGUUGCUGCCAGGCCUAAAGUCGAGCCCUCGAUUAAUAACGCCACUAACAGUAUAGAAAUUAAGGAAGAAGAGAAAAAGGCGGUAGAAUGGCAUGAUGUCGGAAUUAUAAAAGGCACAACUUACACGGUUUCACAUUACUUUCUUCCGGGGAACCAACAACAACCAAUGGAUGUGACUCAUGCUCUGACUACGGAUUUAUUCAAAGGCAGGGCUAAAGUAGCUCUGGAACCUGGAACUGCGUACAAAUUCCGAGUUGCUGCUGUAAAUAGUUGCGGCCAAAGUCCUUGGAGUGAGAUAUCAGCUUUCAAAACAUGUCUUCCUGGCUUUCCUGGUGCUCCAAGUGCUAUCAAAAUAGUAAAGUCUCCUGAUGGUGCUCAACUUUCGUGGGAACCGCCGUCCAGCAACUCUGGACCAAUAUUAGAGUAUUCCGUGUAUUUGGUUGUACGAAGUACUGGUGCCAUUUCUGAGAAUACUGGAGAUGUAACAUCGACGACACCUACGCAACCUUCGUUUAUUCGAGUUUACUGUGGACCCACUAACGCGUGCUCUGUCUCCAACAAAUCAUUGAGUGCAGCUCACGUAGACACUACUACUAAACCGGCUAUUAUUUUUAGAAUAGCUGCGCGCAAUGACAAAGGUUACGGACCUGCUACUCAAGUGAGGUGGUUGCAAGAUCCAACGACAGCUGUUAAAAAUACUAUACAAGGAAAACGAAUUGGAACAGAUAUGCGCUCUCAGAUCAACUCACCCAUGAAGAAAAUAAAAACAGAUGCGACGAACGAUAAUUUUUCGUGAGCUACUUGAAUUAUAUGACUACAAAAAUACAUUAUUUGUAAUUGAGUUUUUGCUCGUGCGUUGCCCGAAAACGACAACGACCGUGAGUUCGUUUAAGAAUAUCAAAAGAACGAAAUAAUUUUAAGCAUAUAAGAGUUUUGUUUAGCAUUCAGUGCAUGGAUUUGUGCUUUAGAUGCUAAGAAAGGAAAAAUAUAUCGAGUUGUUUUUAAUGUCUCUGUGCUGGAAGACUUGUCAAAGACAAAUAUAAAUAGAUUUACACAAAAUCACCAUCAAAGACUUCAAGCUUCAAAAGACAUUAUAAAAAAGGAGUCUACUUUUGAUUUCGAGUUUCAAAUCCUACAUUUUUAUAUGUAUUUAUAUAUAUAAAUAUAUAUAUAUAUAUAUAUAAAUAUCUAUAAAUGAAUAUAAAUAUAUAUAUUUAUAUUUGUGUAUAUUUAUAUAUAUAUAUAUAUACACAUACAUAUUUAUGUAUGUACAUAUAUAUUUCUUUCAAUUUUGUGUCUCCUAAUUAGACUGCAAUACAUGUAAGAUGAGGGAAGCGCUAAAGCGUUUAAAAGUAAUCAUCUUGUGUUUAAUAAAACAACGAGAUGAUAUUGUCUAAAUGAGUUCGAAAAUAAUUUUUUGUAAUUUUGAAAAUGUAUGCUUACAAUAUUAUUAUUUCUCAACAUCACUGAAUACUGGCAAUUUUUUUUAUAUAAAUAUAAUUAUAUGUUAAAAAGAUUCAGUUUCUCCAAGUGGUAUUGUUUAGCGAGUAUAUAAGUAUAUUAGAAAUUUUUAAAUUAAAAUAUAUUAAUUGUACAUUGAGAGUAAUAUUAAUAUAAGCUAAUAUUUCGAAUAAUUGAUGUAAACAAACAAGUGGGAUUUAAUAACUAAAGUUUUUAAAUUAUUUUCUGGAUGCUUUUUAUUAAUAUUUAUGUAUCCUGUUUUAUGUUCCCUUUCAAAACCAAAUUUAAAUAAACAAACAUUCUCCAUGUGUAUGUGAUUGUACAUAAAUUUAGAAAUUUCAUUAAUUUUGAGAAAUAAAUAUAUGAAAAAAAUUUUUUUUUGCUACCACAUUUGUACAAAUGCAUGGAGGUUUCAAUAACUAAAUACGUGUGUAUACAUGCUUAGUUACUGUGUUAUUGGUAUAGACCAAUGUUGAAAUUGUCUUAGGAAGAAUUAUUAAUCCUGAAGAAUUUUACAAUUAUUCAGAAAUAACUUUACUUAGCGGACGGUGAUUGCGGUGUUAAUAUUAUCUACAUAAGAAUUAAGCUCAGUGAUAAUUUUAAGGUAAUCGUAGUACUGUAAUGAAGGUAAAUAUUAAAUUUAAAAUAUAUUUUAUAGUUCAUUUUUGUUCCUUGAUUAAGUACGCAGUGCAUCAAACUAAAAUUAUGUAUACUGUCAUCCAAGUGGCAUGUUGAAAUUGUAAUUAUCAAUAUUUCGUUUGUAUUGCUCAUUAUUUACUAGUUUUAUUUGAUUCCCGUAGAAGUUAGGAAAGUUUGAGCUUUAAAUUAUCACUGUAGUUAUAUUUAUCAAUAAUCAUAAAAAAUUACCUAAUGGACAAUAUGUCAAACAUUUUUCAUACUUUGAAAUUGCGUGUGAUCAUAUAUUUUCUACUGACAUCAAAUCAUUAUUGACUUAAUAAUUUACUCUUAAGAAAAUACCUAUACAAGCAUCAUGUAUGUACA